AUGCGACCCAAUACAGGCGACUUUUGCAACAGACGCGGCAUCAAAUGUGGCCAAAGCGAGGACCCGCUAGGUCGCUGUAAGAAUUGUGCGGACUUCGAUGUGCCAUGCACCUUUGAUCGCCCUGCAAAACGCCGGGGCGUCAAGGCUGGCUCUCGGGCGAGUGGUCGCGAUACUGAGUUUGUGAGAGUAUCGGGCGAUCAUGGAAUUCCUGCGCCGGUAGCGACUGCAAGUGGUGGAACAGCUUCUGGCUCUUCGACUUCUCGCAGUUCAUACCGUCCAUCGAUCUCCGGCGAUCCCUGGUCUACCUUUGCUCAUGGCUGGUCAGAAGCUGAGGGUGAUAACGAUAACGUGGCGCUGCACAAUUCUUGGAAAGCGUUUGCUAUUGCCUGUGACCGGCAAAUAAAAGCUCUAGUCCAGGUUUAUUUCGAGAUCGUCUAUCCAAUAUUUCCCUUAUUUCAUAUGCCGUCGUUCAUAGAGCAGGUCAACAGCAAGGAGUACCUCCGCAAUCAAGGGCUCUUUGCAUCCACGAUGGCUGUUUGCUCUUUGGCCUCCGGUCGUGCGCGUGACGGUGCGUUGUACUCUAAUCGGUGGCACCGAGAAGAGCUCAUAGAUCCGCCCUCCGAGGCUUUUUUUGCAGCUGCUAGGGACUCGAUUCCUCGGGACCUUAUCGAAGCCAAAGGUAUUCACUAUAUGCGCGCGUGUGCCAUACUUGCUAUCGCAAGCAUCCAAAACGGCCAGAUCAAAAAUAUGCAGAAGUAUUCCGGCUUGUAUCACACUUUGAUUUCGAUGGAUUGCCUUUAUGACGAAAAACUCUGGCCAAAGGACUUGAGUCCGAUUGAGACGGAGGAGCGGCGGCGACUUUUCUGGUCUAUCUACACGUUGGAUAUAUAUUCGACUAUUGUGUGGGGAGGCGUUAUUCGAUAUCGCGAGGCCCAUUCCUCGGUGCGCUAUCCGACCGAGGUAGAUGAUGAGUUUAUCACAAACCACGGCUAUGGUGUGCCGUCUGUAUCACCGGAAUCGAAUCCGCUUUCGGCCAGCAACGUGACCGUCGUCUCCCGCCAGCCUGUUCCCUGGCUGCGUGGUUGGAACUUCACCACAGACCUUUACCGUAUUCUUGAGCACGUGGUCGAUGGCAAUAAACGCCGCUUCUCUUCAGCUAACGGGACGACAGAAGUGUGGUCACUGUUCAAUCCGUUAUCUAUGUCAGAGCUGGCGGUCAUGGAUCAAGUCCUUACUCUGUACUCCGCACUCCCAUCGCAGUUUCGGGAGACGCCGCCCGUUACAGGAGACAUGUCUAAGGACUUAUUCGGGUUCCAGUCAGCCAACAUUCAGGCGACGCUACAACUCCUUCGGAUGGUGCUCUUGUCUGCGGAGGAAAUUGGGGUGGAGCGAAAAUGCGAUGUCGCGGGUGAACUACUCAGCGUGUUUUCAAAUGUACCCAUCGAGUACUUGAAAGCGAUCAGCUCCCCUUUGCUCCAUCACCUUGGCGGAAUUGGCUACAUUCUUGGCUCUGUCAUAGAAGGGAAUUUGUCUGAAGCAUCCUACGCGAGAGUUCGCAUAUUACUUCUUGAAAUGGCAGAUCUCUUACAACGUCUCGAAAAGGGCCUACAUCGGGCCUCCGGUGCCGGCGAACGACUGCGGACCCAGGUUGAUCGAAUAGACGGCUACAUGCGUACCUUACUUCUGCUAGAUAUUUCUGCACCAAGUAACGCGAUGCCAGCCGUCAACGGGAACCCCGAAACUGCUAUCCCGUCAGCGUAUACACGGAGCCCCCCGCGGUCGGAACCACACCUCGUGCUGGGCUGGACCAGAUGUUACAGUUUCAGCUGCCACCAGAACUGCUCACAGAUUGGCCAUGGCCGUUGGAUUCUUACAAUACCGAGGGAUUUUUGCCUUCGGCGUUCGAAUAGUUUCAUUGUUGGGUGGUGA
Molecule: messenger RNA, 1929 nt
Organism: Penicillium daleae
Lineage: Eukaryota; Fungi; Ascomycota; Eurotiomycetes; Eurotiales; Aspergillaceae
Exons: 5
Coding region: 1-1929 (642 amino acids)
Biological process (GO): regulation of DNA-templated transcription; DNA-templated transcription
Molecular function (GO): zinc ion binding; DNA-binding transcription factor activity, RNA polymerase II-specific; DNA binding
Source: RefSeq, a predicted model, not a curated record